This is a messenger RNA of Thyridium curvatum, 2454 nucleotides long. RefSeq lists its product as uncharacterized. Lineage: Eukaryota; Fungi; Ascomycota; Sordariomycetes; Thyridiales; Thyridiaceae. The record is from RefSeq and is a predicted model, not a curated record. Bases 1 to 2454 code for a protein of 817 amino acids. The transcript has 3 exons.
AUGACUACAGGCGUGAAGACGUCAGGCGAUGGUCGCCCCAAAGAACACUCCACAGAGCGGGAGACGUCCAGUAUUGCAUCUGCUCCGGUUCACGGCCUCAGCCCGAUGGAGAAAUGCGCUAUAUACCCCGAGUCUCUUGACCUUAAACAGUUUCGCCUAGCUUGCAUUUCUCCUGCUGUGGACCAUGAUAACGCAAUACACAUCUCUCUCGAGACCUAUGUCCACGACGACUGCCCUGAGUAUGAGGCAAGUUCGUACACAUGGGGCGGUGAAAAUAAUGUCUCUACUCCCUGUCAGCCUGUCUACGUAGGAACAUACUGGGAUUUGAUCCUCCAAACCCAGAACUGCUGGGCCAUGUUGCGGUACAUGCGCCCAACACGAGGUCUUCGUCUAGUCUGGGUCGAUGCCAUUUGCAUCAAUCAGGACGACAUUCAAGAACGAGACAGCCAGGUCUCGAUCAUGGGUCAGAUAUACAAGGGAUGUUCUAGGGUUUUUGUGUGGCUAGGUCAGGACCUAGUUGCGCAACCCAAGGACAGAUAUCCUCCUCGCCAUCGUCUCGAAGAGCUUGAGAUUAGCACCUCAGCCCACCUUCAUGUAUCCUCGACAACAGGAAGGCUUGACAUUCGGCAGCUGCUUGAACGGCGAUACUUCAGCCGGCUCUGGGUCAUUCAAGAGCUCAUUUUACCCCCCCGCGCCAUCAUACCGAUUGGAGACAAGCUCUUUUGGGCUGACACUGCCAUGUUCACUCGUCUCGAGGAAUACGGCUUGAAGUGGGACCGGACGGCUGCCCCAUAUAUCCAGAGGCCGUCAAUUGCUAAAUCUACAUACUCUCGAAGCUUAUUACCAAGCGGAAAUCUCUGUAGCCUCAUGGCCCUUACGUCUCAGUCUCAAGCCAGCGAUUUAAGAGAUCGACUGCACGCUGUUCUUGGUCUUUGCCAGGACAAAUCUAAUCAGAUCGACCUCCGACCAGGCUAUGACCUUUCUCAUCAACACAUAUUCAUUGGCUUUUUUGCUUAUUGUAUCCUCAUUCAGCAUCAGACCGAGGUCUUGUUGAAUGCUUGCGGUCCUAUAGGGAGUGAGCCGUCAUGGGUACCCGGGUGGCGGACACAAGCCUCUUGGGAGUGUACCUUUCCUGGAAAGAGCGGAGAGACGGUUGACUUGUUCAACAGUCAACUAACUAUGAAUCGACUCCUUGUAGCCGUACGGGAGGCUCGAUCAUGGACAAGAGAUGCUAACAUCGUUCAGUUUGUAAGACACGAUGACCCACGCUGUGACAUGGAUGAUCCUGAGCACACCUAUGAAACCGAUGAUGGAAAGGAAAUCAGGGCAUAUCGGUUGAAAGUUCGCCAAACACGUCCGUGGCACCUAGGAGCAACUGUCAACUCCGAGACCGGAGCACUCUCGAUCAACCUCACCAAAGUAACCACCAUUAGUUCUCGUCCCAAAUUGCUCGGCUAUUCCGGGGCUUUUGGACUUUUCGAGAUACCGAUUGUCGACAAGGAUUCGCAUGCAAGGAGGGCAAUGUACAUGGCAACCAAGAACUCCAUAUGCGGGGUUGUCAGACCGGGGCAAGAUGAGGCUUUUGUCUUGGAUACGGGACAAUCACAACCUCUGAUCUACUUGAUUCUUCGAAGGAUAGGCUGCUCCCGACGUUUCAAAUUAUUGGCCUCCUCUCACGUUGUUUGUUUCGUAUCAUUGUACAAGAUACGUGACUGUGACUGGGCCUUGGCGCUCGACUGUUUGCAGAGUUCUGGGCUCUACGAACCUCUUCAACAUGCUGGGGAAUUCUUUAGUCAGCCACCCGGGCUCAGCAUGAAACAAGCCCUUGGCCGAAACAUGGGUGGCGAAGAAACAUGGACUUUCCUGCCGGCAAUGAUCGAGGGCGCAAAGGCACGCAAGGAAGAUCGAUAUGCUGAUGUUUAUGAUAGCGCAGCCGAGGAUCUUUAUCUGAGCAUGAUUGAUCCUAAACUCGAACCGAAGAUUGUCGACGACAGGUCCCGCAGUGGGGAAGAUGAUAUUAAGCGCUAUGUUGAGCUCAGGUUUCGUCAGCGUGACUGGGAGACGUGCAGCACUUUGUACACCGGGUCAACAGGGCCAUUAUUGGUGUGGGAGUGGUGCCUUGAGGGCAAAACUCGGCAUUGGCGUGACAUUACCAUAAUUCGACCAGUGGUGUCUUGGGAACAUUACGCACAGAGACUUGUUCUUCGAUGCCAAGUUCAAGAACUGUUCGACAGCACUUUCGGAAUAUGGUCUAAACUAAAGGACAAGCUUGAUUUCUACGGACUGUACAACUCUGGCAAGAUUGGGACAACUAGCCAAGAAGUGGAGGCAAGGCUGCGAGCAGGACCAACGGAGGAGGACUACUUUAUCGCUUGCCACUUGGAGACAUGGUCCGAGGACAUGUUCAAACAUCUCAAGCUAGACGGAGAUACUUAUCAGGUCUGCAUUGAAUGA